CCACCGCGGCUCGACCUCUUCUCCUCUUCUCCUCUUCCGCGGCGACCAGCCCAACCCCUCCGCCGUUCCCGUUCGACCUUCCGGCUCCGCAAUUCCGGCCACCGGUUGGUUUCUGAGUUCAGAAUGGGGAUCAUGCUCAACUUCACAGUGCCCGAUCAAUUCCAUCCAGGGCAACUCCACCGAGGCAGCGGCAGAAUAGCAGGCCAUCAGCUCCAAGCGUUGAGCAUUCUGGCUUUCAGAGCUUUAUCCGAGCACAUUCAACAGAAUGAAGUGUUCCGUCAAAAGCCUAUAGCCAACAGCCAGUUUCAACUGCUGAGCAUUCUGCUUUGCGGACUAAUCCAUGCCAAGGGAAUAACAGGGGAAGUUCGAUGUAAACUGUGCUGCAUUCUCAUCUGUGGAGUUAUAUCUGACUACAUCCAUCACGCACCAAUUGAUGCAAAGGAAUCGGCGAUUGAUCUGUUUGGAGACCUUCCAGAGGACGUGCUAUGCACAAUUUUUUCAAAGUUGCCUCUGGAAGAGGCUGUAAGAACCAGUGCUGUAUCAAGGAAAUGGAGAUACUUGUGGAUACUUUGUUCUAAAUUGAGUUUCGAUGGAAAUACAGUAUGUGGCAAAAACAAUUAUGAGAAAAGAGUGUAUACUCUAAUGUUCACUCGCAUUGUUAAUAGGGUCUUGGAACAGUACCGUGGCAAGUUGGUGCAAGAGCUUGCUAUCAAAAUUGAGUUCAACUGUAUGUUGGUUGAACAUCUUGAUAACUGGGUUCGUUUUGUUGUAUCAUCGCAGACAAAGGCACUAGUUUUUGAUUUAGCACCAGAACAGCGUCAACCUCCAGGUCGUGAUGAUCGGUACAAAUUCCCAUUUGAGCUUUUAGACAACGACAGUAUAUGCCGUCUACAGAAACUUCAUCUUAGCUUUGUAGAUUUCCAGCCACCAAUUCAUUUUAGUGGUUUCCCUAACCUAAGGAAGCUUGAUCUGAACUUAGUGAAUGUCAGUGGGAAGGAUAUUCAACAUAUGUUGUCAAACUGCUGUAACCUAGAGUGGCUGAGUAUUGUUAGAUGCCAUCUCAAUGGGGAACUAAAGGUUAACGGCCCUCUGCCUCACCUGCUAUACUUGAAAAUUGCUUCCUGCGAUAUAACAAAUAUAGAAUUCCUUGCCGAGAACCUUGCAACCUUCGAAUACAGAGGAGUAGCGGUGCCUAUUGACCUCAGUAAUUCAUCGGAACUGAAAUGUGCAAACAUAUGGUAUUAUAGAGACACGCUCGAGCACACUAUUACUGUUCUUGCUAAUGUGCUUAUAAAUGUGCAACAUCUGACCCUCGAUACAGCCUGUGAACCUCCAAAGAUUCCCUUUUUGAUGCAUUACCGAUGCAAGUUUUCCAAGAUGACGUAUUUACAAUUGAGGUUGGUUUAUAUCGAAGAAUUCAAUAUAUUAUCUUUGGUCUCUUUUGUGAGGUCUGCUCCUUUCAUCAGGAAGUUAGAGCUGCACUUUCGUUUCCCUAGUUAUGUGCAUUCGAUACAAGAAUCUGAUGAACCUAUCACGAAGCUACCGGAGCGUCUGUUCAACAACUUAAAGAGUUUGUAUGUUACAGGAUUUAAAGCAUGCAUCGGUCAAGUUGAGUUCCUUUCACACAUGGUGGAAAAUUCCCCUGCACUAGAGAUUUUAAGUAUAGAUCAUUCAGACAAAUAUCCCCUAGAAGGCCAUGAAAGAGACACGAAAACGGUUGUUGACGUAGUCCAUAGAACUGCUAGAAGGUAUCUCGAAGGGAAGAUUUCGUCCAAGUGCACCCUAAUAUUACUUUAAGGGAUUUGUUGGUAUAGGGAUGUACAUUGUAUCUCUAUCUAGGGAUUGAAAAUCCAAUGCGGUGGCAUCUUUAAACAUGUCUGCAUUGGUCACUACUAUGUGCAUUGUGAUUUGGUUUUGCACGGUCCAUUAUAAUAUUGAUGAAAUGAA
Molecule: messenger RNA, 1947 nt
Organism: Triticum dicoccoides
Lineage: Eukaryota; Viridiplantae; Streptophyta; Magnoliopsida; Poales; Poaceae
Product: F-box/FBD/LRR-repeat protein At1g13570-like
Exons: 5
Coding region: 124-1797 (557 amino acids)
Molecular function (GO): protein binding
Source: RefSeq, a predicted model, not a curated record